Papilio xuthus (Asian swallowtail) is the source of this 2917-nucleotide messenger RNA. Its product is annotated as major facilitator superfamily transporter 10. NCBI's taxonomy places the organism in Eukaryota, Metazoa, Arthropoda, Insecta, Lepidoptera, Papilionidae. The record is from RefSeq and is a predicted model, not a curated record. Gene Ontology annotation, molecular function: transmembrane transporter activity. Gene Ontology annotation, cellular component: membrane. Bases 145 to 1686 code for a protein of 513 amino acids. The transcript is spliced from 11 exons. Gene Ontology annotation, biological process: monoatomic anion transport; transmembrane transport.
CAAGGUUAUUUUUCCUUUGUUUGUGUACAACUGCAAUUCCUUAAAAAUUGUUAUAAAUUGUGACUCAUUUUUAGACACAAUAGUGUUACAUUGUCUAUAAUUAUUUUUUAAGAUUAAGGAAUGCGCUUUUUAUUUUAAUUCACUAUGUCAUUGCCAAUAGAAGAAGAUCCUAUCAUAAACGCUGAUAUAAGAGAUGAUGUUACAAGUAGCAAUCGUAAUCUAGUUGAGGUUGAACGAGAGGAAACAACAGGAUGGAUCAAAAGUCGGACAGUGCUAGGCAUCAUGGGCUUUCUAGGUUUCGCCAAUGUGUAUGCCAUGCGUGUAAAUCUGUCUGUAGCUAUUGUGGCUAUGGUAAACUCAACAACUGUACAGAACAAUUCCACACUAGAUGUAUGUUUAGCUCCAACCCCUAGCAAUUCUUCAAUACCAGCAAAACCGGGUGAAUUUAAUUGGGAUGCAGGACAACAGAGUAUUAUUUUAGGAUCAUUCUUUUAUGGAUAUGUUUUAACACAGAUACCAGGUGGAAGGAUAGCUGAAAUAUUUGGUGGAAAACUUGUCUACGGGAUAGGAGUCCUGUUAACUGCAAUAUUUACUAUUUUAAGUCCCAUAGCAGCGAAAGUGGACUUUAAGUUCUUUAUAGUUGUGCGAGUACUGGAAGGUUUGGGUGAAGGUGUUACUUACCCUGCCAUGCAUGCUAUGCUAGCUAGAUGGAUACCACCAUUGGAAAGAUCAAAGUUUGCUGCUUAUGUUUAUGCAGGAUCAAAUAUAGGCACAGUCAUAUCUUUACCAAUAUCAGGUUGGCUCUGUACCCUUGAUUAUGCUGGUGGGUGGCCGCUGUGCUUUUAUCUGUUCGGAGGCCUUGGUGUAUUAUGGUUUGUUGCAUGGAUGUUCCUAAUUUACGAUACUCCACAAAAACAUCCAAGGAUUUGCCCGAAAGAGAUUGAAUAUAUAACAAAUUCAAUUGGUGUUCAAGAAGAUAAACCAUCAAUGUCGAUACCAUGGUGCAAGUUCCUAACCUGUUUACCCCUGUGGGCGAUAUUGAUAGCGCAAUGUGGUCAAUCCUGGCUCUUUUAUACACAACUAACAGAGCUACCAACAUAUAUGAAUAAUAUACUUCACUUUGAUAUUGUUUCUAAUGCCCGCCUCUCGGCGUUGCCAUAUCUGACGGCAUGGAUAGCGGGUAUCAUUAUCAGUAUAUUUGCUGAUUGGUUGCUGGCCAAAGGUUGGAUAUCCCGAUUGGCCAGUAUGAAGUUGUGGAAUACAGUUGCGGCAUUUGUGCCGGCGUUCGGCUUGCUGGGCAUAGCGUGGGCAGGCUGCGACCGCACUGCCGUCAUGUUGUUACUCAGCAUUACUUCAGCAUUCGGUGGCGCUGUGUACGCAGGUAACCAAAUGAACCACAUCGACUUGUCGCCGCAGUUUGCGGGCACGAUGUAUGGAAUUACGAAUGCUGCCAGCAAUAUCUGCGGAUUCAUGGCACCGUAUGUCAUUGGACAGAUCAUCAGCUCGGAUCAGCAAACUCUGGGGCAAUGGCGCGAAGUGUUCUACUUGGCCGCGGCCAUUGAUUUAGCAGCGAAUCUUUUCUACUUAUUCUUCGCAAGUACCGAGGAGCAGGAUUGGUCUCGUCCGGACAACGAUGACAUGACAGCAUCCGCGCCUGUGGAGAGCAUCAUGUACCCCGAGUCGUAGUGCCGGCGUGCUGCGCGCGCAGACACCGCGCUCUGACGUCACGUGUCUGCGCACACGCACCUCACACCUCACACCUCACACCUAAAUGAACGUACCAACUUGUGUCACUUCAAUUAAACAUCUAUGUUAGGCAAAUAAUAAUCAUGGCGGGUAUUACGCUAUACCAGUUAUGGUGUGAAAAUUUUGGGAUAAAAUGAAAUGAUAAUUAAAUAGUCAUCUUUCAUAUUAGACAAGCUGUAAGAGUAUAGUUUAUUGUUAGGCUCUUUUUCCACUAUCGCAGCUGCGACUGUCCGAGUCGCGUUUUGUGGAAAAAGGGCCUUACUCUCGUUCACACGAAACGGUAAAUAUAUUACUUUUGAUUCGAAACGCCUUGUGGUCAAAUCAAAGAUAACCAAUUUUUUAGUUUCUUAAACCUUUCUGUUAACCAUAACACAAUCGUCUUUUUUAAAAUGAUAUAAUUUAUUAAGUUGUAUAACGAGGUGAUUACUUAAUUAAAACGGUUUUAUAAUUUAUAAUUUUUAACUUUUAAUAACAUACUCUGUGGAAUGAUUUUAUAGAGAUAUCUGGCACAAAUAUCAUACCUAAGUAUUCUAUUACUUUUAAAAGAAAAAUAUAUUUACCUUUUAAAAGAUUACUUUUAUAUCAUUAUAAGAACAAAGUAACUUACCACAGUAACAUAAGUCAAUUAUUUUUGUGCUAAAUUCUUUAAUGUCUAUUGCUUUUAAUACUUUACUCUUUGUUUUCAUUUUGAGAUACGUAAAAAGUAAUAAAAUUAAGUUAUCCAAGCAUGGUACAGAAUAAGCUAUUAUGCUUACAGUAUUAUUUCAGCCAAAAUGAAAAUAAAUAAUAAUUUAAUAUUUAAAUUAAAUUAUAGAUAUGUUUUUAAAACCUUUCGCCUAAGUAAAUAAUUUAAUUCAAACUUAAAUGAACAUAGAAGACCUAAGAAUAAUCUAAGACUUAAAAAAAAAUGUCCAAUGUCUAGAGACGUCAAAAAUCGCGCUAUAAACCGGUAUAGUUCUUUAAUCUGGUGGGCAAAAAUAGCGCCCUCCUGUCAAUGUCAAAACUGACAAUCAAUUUUUCUUCUAUUGCGAUAGCAGCGCCUCUUACCGGGUCAGAUAAGCUUAACGCAUUUAAAAUAAUUCGUCUUGUCAGUCUUAGUUAUCCCAAAUUCUUCUUUAUAUUAAAAUUAAGUAAGAUACGCAAUAUUAUUGUAAAAAUAUCAUCAGUUAUA